CUACUUUUUCAAGGUGGGGUGAAACCCAGCAAAAUUCGGCCUCUGUUGAGGGCUCUGGGCUGUGGCCAGAUAACGCAGAGAGACCUGCAGAAUUUCCGUCAGAAAAUGAAAAAAGAGCAGCUUGGCGGCCUGUCACCCGAGGAGAAACUAGUGGAGGUGUUGGAGUCAUUACUCUCAAAUGACCCCAAUGCAUUCAUCCAUGUUGGAAAAUCACCAGAUAAUGACCUUACUUUCCUUUUUAUUCAAACUGGAGCAAUGAGGGACACAAUGAGAACGUAUGGCAGAGUUCUCCUCCUUGACCACACUUACAAAGUUAAUAAAAAUAAGAUGCCAUUGACCGUGCUCAUGACCAUGGAUGGCGAUUUAGAGGGCAGACCGGUUGGCUAUGCAUUUGUGGCAAACGAACAACUAGUCACUGUUAAAGCCGUCAUGGAUGUGUUUAAAUCAGCCAUAGGAGAUGAAGCUGCCUCACGCAUCUCUUCCAUAACAGUGGACAAGGACUAUACUGAAAUUAAAGCUUUGGCAGCUGUGUUCCCUAAUGCUGUGAUACAACUGUGCGACUUUCACGUAAGUCGCACAUUUAAUGGCAAGACACACCAAGAAGAUCCCAGGGUUAAAGAAAUUCUGACAAGUAUGAGAUAUUGUAGUCAAGAAGAUGAAUUCAAAGACUUGGAGACUGAAUUAAGACGAGUGGCCACAGAGAAAUUCAUGACAUAUUUUGUGAAGAACUGGCUAUCAUGCCCAGUAGCAUGGUCCUACAGGGAUCGCAAAGUAGUUGCGAAUUCUGGAAAUGCCACAAACAAUAGACUGGAAAACCUGAACGGCAAAAUCAAAAAUGUCGUAAACUCCAGUAGUGAGUUGUAUGAAGCUGUUGAUGGCAUCAUUCAGAUCCACCUUAACAAGGAGGAGGAUGUUGUGUUUAGAAAAACUAGUGCAGCUAUGAAGCAGGCUUACAUGACAAAAUGCAAAGACCCCAUUGCCAACACAAUAGUUCAGGACCUUACCAGAAAUGCUGCAAAAAUUGUGAUCUGGGAGCUAGAUGCUGAACCUGCAGAGUCAGAGAUAGCCAAGUUUUGUUCCACGGAAACAAAUUGUCAGUGCAUCCACGCAUGUUCUUACAAGGAUCAAUUGCCAUGUCGGCAUAUGUUUGCCUGCAGAAGAAAAUCUGGGAAAGCACUUUACAUGAAAGAAGAAAUUGACAAAAUGUUUUGGAAAGAGUCAGGUGAAUGUCGCAGCAGCAGUACCAUUUCUGGACCACAAAUUGGAUGCCAUGUUGUGCCAUCGAAACUUAUUCCAAAAACACAGUCUGAGAAAUACUCAUACUCUCUGAGCCUGUCGAAGCAGAUAUGCUCAAGCAUGGCUGAAUGUGGUGAUGUUCAGUUCAUGGAGCGGUACAACCAGCUCAAAGAGUUAUUUAAAUUUUGGUGUGCUGGCACUCAAGUUAAAAUUAUCGAUGCUGCCAAUUUUUCUGAAAUCGAAGUCCAUGUGCAUGAAAAUACACUAAAUCAACCUGAAGAGACUGUAAUGUUACAUACUGCUGCACCACCAGAAAAUGAAAUUUUGAAUCAAGGUGUACCCACUGACCGCGCAGAAGCCCAGCUGCAGCAUGAGGAAUCUGUGACGUUGCCUCAAAAUCGGACUGUCCCAACAACUGAUAUAAUUCACCAGGAUUCAGCAGGUCAAAAUACAUCAUGUAUUGCUUGCACUCAGAAGAAUUUUCCCACGGGUGCCCACAAGUGUUCGCGUUGUAAUAAAAAUGUGCACCUACUUCCUGGAUGCUCAAUUUUAUGUCCAGGAUCUGAGGAAGGGCAUGGUCAAAAACGCAUUUGCAUUGCAUGUUCCAAAGGGAGAAAUGGAAAUCAAAGUGUGACAACAAACAGAACACUGCCUCAUCCUUCUGCUUCUCAAAAACUGCCUUCCUGCAGUCCAGCACCAUCAGCACCUCACUGUUUCUGUGCAGUGCCAGCAAGGAGGAUAAUGACAUCACCCCUUUGCAAAAGGCCAAACAGGCCAAUGUACAAAUGCUCGCUGUUUCAAUGCAACUUUACACGAUAUGCUCCUAAGCAGACUGAAGACCAAGUUCUACAAUUGGAUUAUUCGGCAUCAGAAAACACAAACACAACAAUCCCCUCUUCCCUUUUGGAUGAUGAGAAUGAUCAGAAUCUUAGUGACCUAGUGGCUGCAAUUGAGGCUUCUGAAGCAGAGGAAGAAACAGGGGAUGAGGUAAUAACGUUGUCCUCAGAUGAUGAAAUAGAACAUGAUGAGAUACCUCAAUCAAUGGAUGAGACGGUAAUUAAAGAAGAAACAUUUGAAUCAGAAGUUGAAACAGAAAAAGAGAGAUUAGAAUCAGAUGUUCUUGAAACUGGAGGAGAGAGCGAAUCGCAUGUUGGAUCAGAAAUCGAAAAGAGAUUUGAAUCAAAUGUUGGAAAAGUAGUCGGAGAGAGAGAACAAUCAGAUGUUCUUGAAAGUGUCAGAGAGAAAGAGUCACAUGUUGGAACAGGAAUCGAAGACGAAUUGGAUUCAAAUGUUGGAGAAGAAGUCGGAGAGAGAGUACAAUCAGAUAUUCUUGAAGGUGUGGGAGAGGAAGAAUCACAUGUUGGAACAGGAAUCGAAGACGGAUUGGAUUCAAAUGUUGGAGAAGAAGUCGGAGAGAGAGUACAAUCAGAUAUUCUUGAAGGUGUGGGAGAGGAAGAAUCACAUGUUGGAACAGGAAUCGAAGACGGAUUGGAUUCAAAUGUUGGAAAAGAAGUCGGAGAGAGAGUACAAUCAGAUAUUCUUGAAGGUGUUGGAGAGGAAAAAUCACAUGUUGGAACAGGAAUCGAAGACGGAUUGGAUUCAAAUGUUGGAAAAGAAGUCGGAGAGAGAGUACAAUCAGAUAUUCUUGAAGGUGUUGGAGAGGAAAAAUCACAUGUUGGAACAGGAAUCGAAGACGGAUUGGAUUCAAAUGUUGGGAAAGAAGUCACAGAGAAUUUAGGAUCAAACAAUGAAAAAGGGAUCCAACAAGAACUUAGAACAGAAAAUAGAACUGACGUAACGUCAGCCUCCAGCUUACUCAGGAAGUCAAUGGAAGGAAUAAAACUGCCCCAAGUGAAAGCAAGGGGAAGACCCCGAGGUGUGGAUAAAACUGUUCUCAGCGUCUACCAAAAGAAGAAAACAAAUCAGGUAUCCGGGAAAAAUGUACCAAAUCGACAAAGGAAACCAAAAGGAGCUGUAAGUGGUAAUGUCUCUGCUGAUAGAGAGGCUAGUGGUCUUGCAAUUCCAGAUGAGGACAUCUUCCCUGAUGCCAGUAAUUAUUGUUGGAAUUUGAAGUCACAGACCUCAGAAAACAAAUUACAUCAGGUCAAAAUACUUCAACAGAAGACAAAUUGCUCAUGUGGUCUGGAGAUUUGUGUCCAUUGUCUGACAUGUUCAUGUCCAGACCAUACCCAUAGGAGCAUACCUUGUAAACACAUGCAUAAAAUUGUUGCGUUCAUACAAGAGAAAGGCUUAAAAUCAGAUUCAUUAUUUUAUAGUUUUCAAAUGGAAACAGUACACAUUUGUUUUAACAAUGAAAAUUUCAUUUACAAAGAUAAAGCUCCACCGAUUGGGCCCCACGUCACACCCCCAACAGAAUCUGGAAAUGAAGCCGAAGCCAUGAGAGGAAAGGCAAGAAAGAGACCGUUGUUAUUUCCACCCACAAAUACUGAUGCAAAAUUACCUAAACCCAGCAAGGGCACCAAGACAAUAAGUUGCGUUGUAUGUAAUCUGAUUGCUGUUGGCAAUGGAACCCUUUGCAAAAUUUGCAAAGGUGUUGUACAUGUGGACGAAUGUUCCAUUAUUUUAAAUGAACCAUCUCCACGAAUCUGCAGAGGAUGUUAUUGUCAAAAGUGUAAGCAGGCUAAGGAAAGGGACCACGUCUGCACUUGCUGUGUAUGUGGGGAAAGUGUUCUGGAUGCAGAGGCUGAGCAGUGCUACCGAUGUGAAAGAACUGUCCACAUGGAAAAAUGUGAAAAGAAAAUUGUAGCACCAGAAAAGGGAGGUGAUACAAAAUCCAUUUGUGGCUUGUGUUCCUUUUCAUUAGAAAAAGGUUUUACCAGAAGCACCUUUGACAUUCUCUCUAGUGAUGUAAUGCUGACGGACCAACAAAUUUCUAUUGCUUCUACCUUGUUAAAAAAUGAGUAUGGGGAUAAAAUAGAUGGCUUGUGCGCCCCUCUCGCAGUAACUUACGGUCAAAAGGUGGAUUCAAUAAAUUUUUAUCCUCGUAAACAAGACAAGGAUUAUGUGCAAAUCAUUAACACUGGCAGAGAACAUUGGAUGACAGUUUUAUUCAAGAAAGGUUCCUCUUCAGUUACUAUCUACGACAGUAUGAAUUCUCUUUCUUUAUCUGGCCACUCUUUUUUCCAAAUAGCAAUGAUUGCUCAUUCAAAAGAAGAUCGAAUUGUGAUAGUAAGGCCACCUUGCAAGCAGCAAACAAAUUCCACUGACUGCGGAUUGUUUGCAAUUGCCAACGCUGUGGAAUAUUGUGCUACUGGUAAAGUGACCUUCAUAGACUUCGACACCACACAGAUGAGAAGUCACUUGCUCCAGUGCUUUGAAAAUGGAAAAAUUUCAGUAUUCCCCCGUCUUAGCUCCAGGCCCAAGAAAAGUAAGAAUGAAGUUAAUACUAAUAUUCUUCAUGUUGUUUGUAUCUGCCGACUUCCAGAGGCAUAUGGAAACAUGAUAGAAUGUGACUCCUGUAAUGUAUGGUAUCACAAUAAAUGUGUUGGCCUUUCUGAUGAGUGCAAUACCCCUGAUAACUGGAUUUGUGAUAAGUGCCAUAUGAAGUCGUGAAGAGUCAUUCAUUGCUUAUUUAAAGAAUAAUUUGAACUUUUAAAUUUGUUCAAUGGUUUGUAGGUUUUAUGGACCUGUUCAAGUCCUUGAUGUCAGUUGAAUUUUUUUAAAGAAUUAUUUGAGUUUUUAAAAUUGUUUCUAUGUUUCAUGAACCUGUUUGAGUUCUUCAAGAUAGUUUUUAAGAAUUUUGUGAAUUUUUAAAAUUGUUUCUAGGUGUUAUGGACCUGUUAGUCAGUUUUUAAGAAUUAUGUGAAUUUUUAAAAUUGUUCAAUUGUUUCUUUGUUUUAUGGACCUGUUAGUUACAUUUAUAUGAGCUCUUUAGUCAGUGAAUUUUGUGCCAUCAGACAAUUUAUGAAGCAAUAUCUUACUUAGACAUAAGUAUGUGCCUAAUAACUUUGUCACUUUUAUGUUAGUACUGUAAGAGAUUGUGAAAUCUUUUUAUGUCAUUUUGCAUUUUGAUAACUGUUUUCUUUGUUU
Molecule: messenger RNA, 5286 nt
Organism: Thrips palmi
Lineage: Eukaryota; Metazoa; Arthropoda; Insecta; Thysanoptera; Thripidae
Exons: 21
Coding region: 106-4809 (1567 amino acids)
Biological process (GO): proteolysis
Molecular function (GO): cysteine-type peptidase activity; zinc ion binding
Source: RefSeq, a predicted model, not a curated record